AUGGAGACGGCCGUUGUGAGCUUACGCUCUCCUGACAUUUCCGCACGGGCCCCAUCCAGAGCAAAGCGAAAGUGGGCAGACGACGGCGACACGGCCUCCAAUAGUACGACCUCAGCUGCCCGGCCCCGAGGCCGAGCCAAACUCAAUGAGCCCAAAGGAGGCAUUCGGUUGGCAGGUCCAUCUCGCACGGAUGCGGAAUAUGCGCCAUCAUCAACAGGCUCUGCUUGUGCAGCCACCAAAACACAACAACCUGGAGUGGUGGCGGGCCUAUCAAGCCCCGGGCGAGUACUGGUACAUGGCGAGCCCGUAGCCAUCCCGCAACCUCAACCCCAGGCCUAUCCAGAUUCUCAGCUGCAUACCAGCAGUCUGUCAGGCCACUCUUCCGUCGCCAAAGAUUGCUAUGCCGGGACUAUUUCUCGCCAGGACAGCGAUGCCAUGUCGAUCGCUUAUACCACUGAACCUACGGCAUUCAGUCACUACUCCACCACGUCUGCGACUUCUAACCCACAUUUCCAGCAAAACCAUUGGCCUGUUCAAGGCCAGCAUGGCGAUGCCCUCGGCCAGUCUCAGAAUCGUCAAGUACCAUUGAGUUUGCCUCCCCAGUCUGUGCCACUGCAAUCGACUCAAGCCAAUGGCGCAGUGUAUCGGGGGCACCCAGUCUCACCGCAGCAACCGGGCCAGUUAAGCCAAGAUAUCGGUACCAACCUCGCAGCGCACUAUCCAACUGGGCAAUCAUUUCCGCCAGCCUUUCCGAAUCAUUCUUUUGUGGUCCAAUAUAUCCAGUAUCAUCAACCAUACCCUCCUGCUCCUCCUCCUCCUCCCCAUCAUUAUCAACAGUGCGUACCACAUCCAGCAACUGGGCAACUUCCCAUCCAGGCGCCACAAGUAUAUCCUUACCAAGGCCCGCAAUAUAAUACGUCGCACAUCUCAGCGGAUACCAGACAACUUGGGCCUCCUCUUUUGACGCCUGUGCAAUCAGUGGUUGAAAGACCCCAAUUGCCCGAGAAUCAUCAACAGGCUUACCCGUUACAGCAGCCUAGUCGUCAAUACUCCAUUGUAGGAACAAUGGACAGCACCAUGUAUCCUGGGCCUGAAGCUGAGGCAAGCGAAGUUGUUCACGUCCAAGACGACGUCUCGUAUGAGCAUCACACGCACAUGACCGAAGCCGCUGAAUGGCAAAACCCAAUGGAUUACAUCACUGGCGAGACUCAUGAAACUGGCGAAUUUGGUGACGGCAACUCUGAUGCUUCUGGAAUUUCUGAUACCAUGGAUAUCCAAUGCGAUGUGCAUGAUGACAGCGAAGAACAAGAUGACUCGCUGGGAACAGGUGAGAGACCGCAGGAGCUGGCGCCAUCUAUAUCUAUGAAAGAGGAGGAUGCUGCAUCGUCUUCGAUUUCAAAACCGAAGCGAGGUCAACUGAGCCCUACUCAUCGAAAGCAAACUGCAGAGACGAGAAAGAUUAAGGCGUGUACGCGAUGCCGGAUGCAAAAGAUGCGGUGUCAAGUUGACGAGACAGACCCAUCGGGAGACUGUGUAGGAUGCAAGACCUUUUCAAAGACGUCGAAAAAGACCAUCCACCGAAUGCCGUGCUAUCGCGGAAAGAUUACAGAUGCAGUCCUGUUCCGUGCUGGAGGGCUCGAGCUUACUAAACGCUGGAAAGGCACAGAGAUGAAGGACGUGGGUGACCGAGUCAACCCCAGGGACGUCCGCACCGUUCUUUUUACUCUGGGCAUAUGCAAAGAGGAGGUCAAGAUUGAAGUAGUCCAAUUCAGGCCGCAGUCUGGGGACGUGACUGCGAGAUUCUGGAUGGAUGGUGAGCAGGGGGUGCGAAAGAAGAAGGAUUUGGCGCACUAUUGCCUGGCUAACAUUCAGAAAACGGCAUCGUAUUUUGAAGAGUACAUUAAAAGGAACGCAGUGGAAGUCAUGUUCAAUGAGAAGGCAGGUGGGAGUGACGGGCCUGGAGACAUUCUCGAGUCGACGUACGCUUAUGCAAUUCGUCGUUUCCAACUUCUCCGAAGAAAACCGUCACUUCCUGGCAAGGAGGAGAGAGAACUCAAUCUCUUGGGCAAUUUGUUCAUCCUUUGGUUUGCCAUGCGCCACUCGACUGGGUCUUCGUGGAUCCAGGGCAAGGAAUUGUUGGGAAUGAAGCCCGAAAUAAGGGACGAAACGUACCCGCUAUUUAAGAGGGUUUCAGUACCACGCAUGAUCCUUGCGCAGUUUGACAGUAUCAACUACACCCGAAUUCUCACCAAAUACGGAAAGUUUGUCCUCACCGAGCUCGAGUCUCUCAUGUCGCGGAACCAGCCAGAAUAUUUCUUUUUGGUUUAUGUCUGCCUGUUUGUCCUUUUGCGAGAGGCGAGUUCGACAAGCGCAGACCGCUACCGUCACGCGCGGAAUAAUCACGGCCAAAGUCUUCGUUAUUCAAUCCCGCAAUUUGUAGAGAGCCUACAUGACAGCUGCAACAAUCUUCUUCAGCAUUGGCACUAUUAUAAUGCCAAGUCGUGGCCCAAGCCCAACGAAGCGGCUGAUAGGUUCAAUACUCAUUUGGCCCACAUUGAAGCGGCAGAAUAUAACCUUAUGAUGAAAGCGCUUACCGAUCCCGCAGUGCAGCAACAGCUGGAUAUUUGGAGACAUUACAAAGCGGAUAAUGGCCAAAUAAAACAACCUGCUCCAAGCAAUGUUGGAGGGAGGCCGUAUGAGGGCCGUCAGGUCUUUUACGACUGGGAUCACCCCUUCUAUUGGGUUUCGCAGCUAUUUGAGGAAAAUUGGCAGCCUCAUGCUACAUACCGGGCAGAAUCCGUUGAUCCGCUGGCCAGGUAA
Messenger RNA from Trichoderma breve, 2820 nucleotides. RefSeq lists its product as uncharacterized. Bases 1 to 2820 code for a protein of 939 amino acids. Gene Ontology annotation, biological process: regulation of DNA-templated transcription. The record is from RefSeq and is a predicted model, not a curated record. Lineage: Eukaryota; Fungi; Ascomycota; Sordariomycetes; Hypocreales; Hypocreaceae. The transcript is spliced from 7 exons. Gene Ontology annotation, molecular function: DNA-binding transcription factor activity, RNA polymerase II-specific; zinc ion binding.